AUGUCGAAAGUUAUAGUGCAAAGGUCUGAAAACGUAAAUGAUAAUGCUCCUAUUCAUGUUCAAGUUAAUGAUACCCAAAUGAGGUGGACAAUUCAAGAUUUUGAAAUCGGACGACCGCUUGGAACAGGCAAAUUUGGACGUGUUUAUCUUGCAAGAGAAAAAAGAACGAAAUUUAUAGUUGCUCUUAAAGUCCUUGAUAAAGCGGAAAUUAAAAAGUCAGAAGUUGAACAUCAAAUCAAAAGAGAAAUUGAAAUUCAGGCACAUUUAAAGCAUCCAAAUGUUCUUCGCUUGUAUGGAUAUUUUUAUGACAAAACACGAGUUUAUCUAAUUCUUGAAUAUGCUUCUGGCGGAGAAUUGUUCAGAAGUUUACGUGAAAAGCAUCAUUUUGAUAAUACAACAGCUGCAAAAUACAUUUAUCAGAUGUGCAAUGCAAUUAUUUACCUUCAUUCAAAGCAUGUAAUUCAUCGAGAUAUUAAACCUGAAAACAUUUUAAUUGGAUCCAAUGGUGAUCUUAAAAUUGCUGACUUUGGUUGGUCAGUUCAUGCUCCAUUCUCAAGAAGAACCACUCUCUGUGGAACUCUUGAUUAUUUACCUCCUGAAAUGAUUUCUGGUGAAGAGCAUGAUGCUAGUGUAGACAUUUGGAGUCUAGGUGUAUUAUUAUAUGAAUUUCUAGUAGGAGCACCUCCUUUUGAAUGUGCAGAUCAAGAAACUACAUGUGAGAGAAUAAAGGAAGCAAAAUUUGAUUUUCCAGACAGCAUUGAUGAAGAUGCACGUGAUUUAAUCAGCUCCUUCCUGCAAAGAGAUCCUUCGAAGAGAAUUACUCUUGAAUCAGCAAUAGAGCAUCCAUGGAUCAAGAAAAAUAUGCAAGAGAGUGUGUGA
Molecule: messenger RNA, 879 nt
Organism: Trichomonas vaginalis G3
Lineage: Eukaryota; Parabasalia; Trichomonadida; Trichomonadidae
Product: serine/threonine-protein kinase IAL-related family
Exons: 1
Coding region: 1-879 (292 amino acids)
Biological process (GO): mitotic spindle organization; protein phosphorylation; regulation of cytokinesis
Cellular component (GO): spindle midzone; spindle microtubule; spindle pole centrosome
Molecular function (GO): protein kinase activity; ATP binding
Source: RefSeq, a predicted model, not a curated record